UUCACUAACUGUGUAUAGGAUAGUUAAAGGUCCAGUUUAUUUCUGUCUAGUCACGGAGGAAGAUGUCGGACUUGUUAACAUUUGGAAAUCCUGUGUUUGGCCAGUUUGCUUUUUAUUCUGGCAUUGUAAUAUGUAAAACAAUGGCCAUGAGUUUACUGACAUCAGUUAAUAGAAUGAAAAAUCGAGCAUUUGCAAACCCAGAAGACUUUAAGCUUAGAGGGAAGCCCGGAGAUGAAGGAAAACCUGUAACAAAUGCUACAGUGGAACGCAUUAGAAGAUGCCAUCUGAAUGAUCUGGAGAACGUAAUUCCCUUUGUCUUGAUUGGAUUACUAUAUGUGUGCACAAAACCCGACCCGUCAACAGCAUUGAUGCAUUUCCGUGCUUUUACCGGAUUGAGAAUUUUCCACACAUUUGCGUACUUGUUACCCUUGCCACAACCAUCAAGAGCCUUAGGGUUUCUUUUAGGAGCUGUCGUAACUGGAUCUAUGGCAUUAGCUGUACUUAAAGCCGGCUCAUAUUAAUACAUGUGUUUGUAUACUUCAUCAAACUAAUUAAAGACCAUUAAAGCGUACCGCAUAGAUUUUGAAUAUUAGAUCAAAGAAACAUUUCAUUUCAGCAAUCAAAUAUAUCGAGUGUAAAAAUAUUAUUUUAUAGGAUGGAACUUUUGAUACUUGUACCUUUAUAAAAUAGUCAUAUCGUAUUUCUGUCAUUUGCUAUGCCUCUGAUUCUUAAAACUAUGAGAGAAAUAUCAAUCAUCCAGAAUGUGCCUUAUUUGAACAAAAAAAAAAACCCAUUCAUAUCAUAUAUAAGAAGCAUGUGGGUGUGUAUACCUUGUUUUUCCCUUCGUUAUUAUUAAACAGAUUUUUGAAAGUUGAAACAGUAUAUAUUUAUUUAGUACUUAUUUUUAUUAUUAAAACCAAAGUGAUAUA
This is a messenger RNA of Mytilus californianus (California mussel), 929 nucleotides long. Its product is annotated as microsomal glutathione S-transferase 1-like. Gene Ontology annotation, cellular component: membrane. Lineage: Eukaryota; Metazoa; Mollusca; Bivalvia; Mytilida; Mytilidae. The record is from RefSeq and is a predicted model, not a curated record. The transcript is spliced from 3 exons. Bases 63 to 521 code for a protein of 152 amino acids.